This is a messenger RNA of Enterobius vermicularis (human pinworm), 2418 nucleotides long. The record is from the annotation of a GenBank genome assembly. NCBI's taxonomy places the organism in Eukaryota, Metazoa, Nematoda, Chromadorea, Rhabditida, Oxyuridae.
AUGUUUAUAAUUUUGGAUCAAUAUCUUGCAGAAAUUACUGAGAAGCCACAGAUUACUUCAAGCGCUCCAAAAGUUUUUCAAGUUGCAAUCAAUUCGGAUAUGUUUCAUAAGUCAUUUGGCCCAGUUUUUAUGGGUCGAUUAUCACAAAGUUGCAGCAAUAAAGAAGGAAUUAAAAUUUCAAGUUGCAUGGGAGUUAGUAGUGAAGUUUUAGAAAGAAAGUUCAAUAACUUCCGUAAGCAGCUAGAGGAUGCUGGCCUUCCAUCCGAAGUGUCAUACGGAUUUAUGGCCUUAAGUGGUAUUCAACAGCAGGCAAAAGUAAUUGUUGAACACGGUUUACGCGCUGGCAAUUUUGUAGUAGGGGAGGUUGGAAAUGCCGAAAAAGGAGUAUACCUGAUUGAAAGUCCUGAUCUUGUUGUUCCGUCCGCUUUUUUUGAGUCUACAGUAAUACGCAUUAUGUGCUUUAAGGUUUUGAAAGGUCGAAGUCGGGUUGUAGAUUUGGGUUCUUAUAAAGUAGAGCCUUCCUUUGGUUACAAUUCACAUAUCCCACCUCCAGUUAAAAAUCGCAAACUUUCGCGAUACUUCUUGCAUCGUUCUAACCAAGUGUUCUUAUUUGAAACACUAUCGUCUGGGAAGUUGUCACUAGUCCCGUCCAAUGUCUUGCCUUAUGGCAUUUUUACUGUUGAAUUCCCACCAACCGUGUCUCUUAGGUUUAACGUUAAGUUAAGCGAAGUUUGGAAAGGAUCUCUUAAAUCGGGUGCUGAAGUAUUUCACCAUUUACGGCUCUCGAGCAUUGGUGGAGUACUACUAAAACCGUUAUCAUUGCAUAUGGCUGUGCGUCAUAUUCUUGGCAUAGCCCAAAUUGCUUACAGCAUAUUACUUUGUAAACUUCUGCAUAAUUUAGCUGUUAAUGCAGUUGGUUCGUUCAAGGACUUCAACCGAGUGAAAUUAUUUGAGCUGCAUGUGCCAGCCUUGGUUGAUUGGUCAACUUGUUUGAAAUUUCCCUUCAUUCAAGAACUUUUAUCGCCUACCUCAGCUGGUGAACUAGGGCUCAAAAAAGAGCUGUUUUUGGCCAACUCGAAACAUUACGUUUCUUACUACGUGCUAACAGCUGCUCAGGAGAAUCCACGUUUCGUCAGGUUUGUAGAAAUGACUCAGGCUCAUAGGGUGGUAGGUUACCAAAUCUUGGACUCUGACGCGCAUUUGAUCCUUAUACCGAACGGAAGUCUCAGUAUGGCUCUAAGUUUACCCUACCGGGGAGAAACUUUGUUUCAUUGCCUUCAUUUGUCAAAAGAAUCAUGUGUCAUGGGGCUGCAUAAGCCUUUGAGCGAACGAGAGAAAUAUUCAGACAAUUGUGUCAUGUUGCUGUGCCUCUCAAACUUUUUAGAUGGAGAAUUGGAAACGACAACAUUAGAUUGUGAAGGAACUUUAAAACCCGAUAUUGUGCAUGAGCCUGUGGCUUUAGAAUAUUCGAAAAAAGACGUGGAAGAGAAUUUUGAAAAUGUUGACAUGGAUGUUGAUGACCCACGACCUAACGCCGAAACUGCUGAUGUUAAGGAGACCACAAGUUACGAAAAAGAUUCCGACCAAAAACCAGCUAAAUUUCGUAAAACUAAAGUAAUUACAUCUACCAGUUUAACGGACCCGAGGCUAUCGAUAUCUGAAUAUUUUAAAAAACGUAGCACUUUGGCGAAGGGUACUACUCCUCCUGAAAAAAAUGAAAUCACCGUCAAAAAGUCAAGGAUAGAGACAAGUGACAGUUCUUCGAAAGAGUAUAAGACAGUUACGGUAAAAAGUAGAGAGAAUGAGAACAGUGCUGAAGUAACGAGUUCGACGUACGCUUAUCAAGCCCCAGUACCGCAAGUAGCUCUGGUUAUUGAGAAGAUGAAGGACCCUAAAACUGUUACCAGUAGUGAUUUGGCAGAAAGGAUUGAGGAGCGGGAUAUUGGGGAAAACCUGACCAGGAGUGAUCCAGCACGAGAUGCGAAUCUAACUGAAAACUAUAGUCAGGAAAAAAAUUGUUGGUUUGGCGGAAGGGCAUACAAUGAAAGUGUUAACACUACAACACCUCAAGAGUCUUCAUCCUGUUCCUCUGUUCUUAUGGAUGAGGAUGAGAGGGAUCGUGACACUGACCUGCGUUUUAUGCAGCUAAGUGAGGGUCGGCUGGCAAGAAUAAUGAGCGAUCUUCGCAUGACCGCAAGUAGUGUGAAUGAGCAAAUGUGCCAGAUUGGACUGAUAAAAAAGUCCACUGAGCUGGCUGUUGGGUCUAGGCUGACGUUUGCAGCACAUUUUUCUCAUACACCGGAAAUAGCUACAGGAAAAGAUAUGGAUUAUCGGCUGAACGACAGUUCAUCCACAUUAAUGGCACCUUUGAUAGAAGAAUCGGGGAAGUCUACAGUUUGUUGUGAUCCUUUGUACUAA